AUGAAACGUAAAAGUCCUGUCAUACCUCGUAAGAGUGGUGUUCUUAGCAAUGGAAAUAACACACCUAAGCAUUUAACAGCACAAUCUUCCAGCACGCUUUCUGUUUUGACUCCUAAUUAUGGAGGUUCAGGGGGUAGUACUCCUUCUACCUCAUCUUAUUUAACAUGUUGGCCUUUGUCUUCAACUCCUGCUGAUGAACAAAACUAUACUGAUGAUGUUACAGAACUGGAAGUUCCUGUUUGGCGUCCAAAUGGCAGUGCAAAUGAAUCUGCUAAUAGUCAACUAGUUUUACAAGAUAGCAUUGACAGCCCUGAUCUUCAACGAACACGAGCUGCAAUAGAGCAAACACUGCAGAAAAUAGCUCGUACUAAAGAGCUUAUUAAAGAAGGACAGACUGCUAGAGAUGAAAAUGUUAACGAGUAUUUAAAGUUGGCUUCAAGUGCAGAUAAACAACAAUUACAAAGAAUCAAAAGUGUGUUUGAAAAAAAGAAUUUGAAAGCUGCCCAAUCCAUUGCACAGUUACAAAAAAAGUUGGAAACAUACAACAAAAGAAUUCGUGAUUUAGAAACACAUGGACUUAGCAGUAGUCAUUGGCAACCGAGAGAAGUCUUGAGAGAUGUUGGACAAGGCUUGAAAGAUGUUGGUGUUAACAUCAAAGAAGGAAUUACUGGUUUCUCUGGGGGUGUUGUGGGUAAUAUUAAAGGAGGUUUAUCUGGCCUAACUCAAGCAACACACAGUGCUGCUGAAACUGUAAUGUCCAAGCCUCGUGAAUUUGCUCAUUUAAUAAAGAAUCGUUUUGGGAGUGCUGAUAAUAUAAGUUCUCUUGAAAAACUUCCUCAAGAAUCAUCUGAUGCACAGCAAAGGAACAUCCAUGGAAGUGCAACUUUUACACAUUGCGGAGCUAAGUACCCUUCUGAUGAUGAAAGUUCAAGUUUAACAUCCGGAUCUGGUAAUAUGGCUACUGCAAACCUUGCCAGUCCAAGGCGUCAGCUGCUUCAUCGGUCACCUCCUGAGCAUUCCUCCACUCCUACCGUUACUCCCCUUGUUGCUGAUUUUGAGCCAAUUUUGCAAGAAUUGCGUGAACGUCGAGAAGAGUAUCAUCAUUUAGUAGAAGAAGUCGAUGCCUUAAAAGGACAAGUCCAGCAAGAAUAUACUUUUUUUAAUCAAUCUUUGUUGGAAGAGAGGUAUCGUUAUGAGAGAUUAGAAGAGCAAAUGAAUGAUCUUAUUGAGCUUCACCAAAAUGAAAUUGAGAAUUUAAAACAAGGCUUAGCAGAUAUGGAGGAGAAAGUUCAGUAUCAAAGUGAGGAACGGUUAAGAGACGUCCAUGAAGUUUUAGACAGCUGCCAAACAAGAGUUUCUCGUAUGGAGCACCAACAACAUCAACAUUUCCAGCAAUUAGUAUCACUUGACUCUUUGGAUGGAACAAAUGCUCGAAAUCUAGCACUUAAAUUAGUUAAUGUAGUAUUGACUGUACUUCAAGUUAUCCUUCUUCUUGUAGCCACUGUGGCUAGCAUACUUAUGCCAUUUAUUCAAACCAGGUUGCGUAUUCUUACCACUGCUGGUUUCAUCAUGUCCAUGGUUAUGAUAUGUCGGCAGUGGCCCGAACUAAUGGAGUGGAGCAGACAUAUUGUUGGGCAACACGUUCAAAGCUGAGCCAUCCAUUUUGACAUUUUUCUUGAACAGAAAACACAUAUCGAUGAGUAUUACCAAUCAAAUAUUCACAUCCAAUCAUUGUAAACAUUUUUUUGCCUGUGAAAUUGUUGUGAUAAUCGUCCAAUAAUGGGCCAUUUAUGAUCUGGUUGGAAGUAUACUGUAAUGCUGUGAUAUAAAAAAAUUUGCCAUCCUUGUGUAUUCCAAUUCCUAAAAGUUUUAUGAAGUAUUCUUUAAAUGAAAUGAACAUUAUUAAGGAUAUGUAAUGUUGUCUUUGAUCUUUAAUUUUUUGUUAUUUUCAAAACAAAUGCCUUUAUAUUUUUGAAAAUUGUAUUGGCCUUUGUUUUUGGGGAUUGUGAUAUUGUUUAUGGUUAGUUUUAGGUUUUUUUUUUUUUUCAAUUUUUCCAAACUAUAUAAUAUGGCUUUUUUUUUGUUUAAAUAUUUAAUUCUUCAUCUAUUUGUUUUGUAAAACUUACAUCAUCUUUUAGAUUUUUUUUACCAAUUUCAUCUGAUAAGUUUUGGUAAUUGCCAACCUCUGUACUUAAGUUUUGUGAGAAUUGUCAAUGUGGGGAAGGUUAAAACCAAAAUUGUACUGUGUUGAAAAAAGAAUGUUUAACUUUCAAAAAAAUUGCUGUAGAUUUCCAUUAAAACUUGAUUGGCUGGUAUGUUAUAUAUUGUUUGGAAGAAAACUUAACUGGAAUAAAUUAUCUCAAUCACAUAUUUAACAAUAGUCAUUUGCAAAAAAAAUUUUACAGUACACUAUUUAAUGGAAUACAGCAUUCUUUAAAAGAAAAUUAAGCAAUGUUAAUAGGUGCAAAUUUGUAGAAAACUGCAGACAUGUGCUUCACAAGGAAGCCCUUUUUCAAUGCUCAAGAAAUGAGCUUAUGACAGCAACAAGACAACAAUGUGCAGUUUGAAAAGUAAAAAUUAGAGAUUAAUCAAACAACCAAUGAAAAUGUAAUGAACCAUAAUCAAGUUUGAAGACUUUCUCACAGGUACAAAACAUAUGCAGGAAAAAAUUAGAUUAACAGAAAGAGUAAGUCAAAGCUAAAGUUAUAAAAUAGAACAAUUUCAACAACUGUGAACUGCAGAGGAAAGAAGGAAAAAGCAAAUGAAAGAAGUACCUUCCAGAAAUUAACAAUACAUAAACAUUCAAAAAAGAAAAGUGAAGACAAAUACGGGAAAAAAAAGAAAAAAAUUAACUGCAAUGCCCCAAAACAGAACAUGUUCCAUAUAAAUCAUACAAAAAAAAAAAAAAAAAGAUGAUGAAAGAAAAAAAAAAAAUCCUUGCUUUUCAUUCCUAUUGCUUUUUUAAUGGUUUGUUAUUUUCUCAUUGGUUAUUCAGUCAAUACACCAUUUUUACUUUUUUAACUGCACAUUCUUCCUUCUUGUUUUCGUCAGAUGUAACAACAAAACAUGCUUCUGCAGUUUCUUACAAAUUUGUGCCUGUUCACAGUUUUAUUUUCUUUUACUUUUUACCCAAAGGUAUUUAACUCUUAAAUUGUUCAUUUUUAUAAAAAAAAUUGAGAGAAAAAAAGGUCAUGUAAGCUGCAUCUGAUGACUGUUUUUCAAUUUGUCUUGUUUAGUUUUGAAGUUACUUUGAUGAUACAGUAAAACAUUGAUACAACAAUAUUUAGAAUACCCAAUACAAUUAUUGCUACAGUAGAGCAUAUCAUUGCAUUGUGAAACAAUGGGCUUUUAAUUUGAAAAAUAUGUUUAUUGAAAUGUAAUCCUUAAUUCUUGUUUACAUAUUUAUCUUUUCACUGUUGAAUUAAUUAGUAUACAUACUUGAAACUAGGAUUUUUCUUAUGUCUCAGAAAUGAGGUUUUCAUCAAAGUUUUUAAGUCCAUACCUCAAGAUGAAGAUCAAGACUAGCAAAAGCUAUGAAUAGAAAAGGGUUGCUCCAGUUAGAAUGUGGAGGAUAGCAAUGUAGUUGAACAUUCUUAAUUGAUAUUCACCUGUUAUUAAAGAUGGGGCAAGAGACAAAAGAAGAAGCAAAUAUCCCCCCCCCCCCCCUGAAUGCUGAUGUUUUAAUCUGAAUUUAUUAUGGAAGGAUAUGAAAUAACAAAUUUUUUUUACAGGGACAUCAUUUACGAGUUUAUAACUAAAGCAUAUAUUUGAAUUUGAAGAGGAUUUACUUUCUAUGUAUAUUCAGGGGACUACAAAAUGUUAUUGAGGGAUAAAUAGUUUAAUUGGGUAUUGUUGCAGCAAGGUUUUUCUGUAUUUCAUCUGUUUAUUUUAUUCAUCAUACUUACUCUUUUCUAAAUGACAAGAAAAAAUAAAUUUAGAAUUAAAAAAUGGUACUUUUCCGAUAUAGCUACUUUAUUUGGCUUUAUGACUUAUUC
Uloborus diversus is the source of this 3995-nucleotide messenger RNA. Its product is annotated as transmembrane and coiled-coil domains protein 2-like. Bases 1 to 1653 code for a protein of 550 amino acids. The record is from RefSeq and is a predicted model, not a curated record. Lineage: Eukaryota; Metazoa; Arthropoda; Arachnida; Araneae; Uloboridae. Gene Ontology annotation, cellular component: endomembrane system. The transcript is spliced from 12 exons.